AUGAAGCUUUCCUCGUUUGCGAAACACGCCCUCACCUUUGCCGGUCCGUCGCCCAUCCAGCACCUGGCACGGCUGUCCAAAGCGCUGGGCAACAACGUGCAGCUCUACGCCAAGCGCGAGGACUGCAACUCGGGUCUGGCCUUUGGCGGCAACAAGACGCGCAAGCUCGAGUACAUCAUUCCUGAAGCCAUUGCGGGCGGCUACGACACGCUCGUGUCCAUUGGCGGCAUUCAGUCCAACCAAACGCGUCAGGUGGCGGCCGUGGCCGCGCAUCUUGGCUUCAAGUGUGUCUUGGUGCAAGAGAACUGGGUCAACUACCCGAUCGACGAGGCGCCAGUGUACGACACUGUUGGCAACAUUGAGCUGUCGCGUAUUCUUGGCGCAGACGUGCGUCGAGAUGCCGCCGGCUUUGACAUUGGCAUUCGUCCGAGCUGGGAAGCCGCGAUGGAGAGCGUCAAGAAGGCCGGCGGCAAGCCGUACCCGAUUCCAGCUGGCUGCUCGGAGCAUCCGAGAGGUGGCUUGGGCUUUGUCGAAUUCGCCGAGGAAGUCCGGCAGCAGGAGAACGAGCUGGGCUUCAAGUUUGACUACAUCGUCGUGUGCGCCGUGACAGGCAGCACGAUGGCGGGCAUGGUCGUUGGCUUUGCCGCUGACGGACGGGCGAACAAAGUCAUUGGCAUUGACGCGUCCGCCACACCCGAGAAAACGCGCGAGCAGGUGCUGCGUAUCGCCAGGAAUACUGCGGACCUGGUCGAGCUGGGGCGCGCGAUCACGUCGGACGACAUUGUGCUGGACACUCGAUUCGGUGGACCCGAGUACGGUCUGCCCAACCAAGGAACGCUCGACGCGAUUCGACUAUGCGCGCGCACGGAAGGUAUGCUCACUGAUCCAGUGUACGAGGGCAAGUCCAUGGACGGCAUGCUAUCCAUGGUGCGCAACGGCGAGUUCCCGGAGGGCUCGAAUGUAUUGUACGCCCACCUGGGUGGAGCACCGGUAUUGAGCGCCUACAGUUACUUGUUCAAGGAAGGCUAA
Hyaloperonospora brassicae is the source of this 1029-nucleotide messenger RNA. The record is from the annotation of a GenBank genome assembly. Lineage: Eukaryota; Oomycota; Peronosporomycetes; Peronosporales; Peronosporaceae.